AUGGAUCUUGAAGAAAUUACACUGGAUUUGCCCAAAAUUCAAGAGCCAAAAAAAUUAGACGUACUUAUACAUGUUGGUAACCCACCAAAUUCAGCAACAAUAAAAGAAAAUUCGGAAAUUUUAAAAGAUCGAUGUGAAUACUUUCGCACCCAUUUGAAUGAUAAAUUGGCAAAAACAAAAGAUGGAUUGAUGGCGAUUAAUUUACCAUCUAUUUCUCCAGAAGAUGAUGGAAAAAACACCCUAGAUCGAUUAAUAGCUCUUGAAGAAUUAGGAAUUCAAGAAUUGCUCACUCCCGGUCAAGAAUAUUUAAUUAAAAACCAGUCAGGUUGGAUUCGGGAUAAUUUCGCACUUGUUUAUAAAACUACAACAAAAAUACCAUCAUUGGACAUUUUACGAAAAUACGUACUUGGAGUAUUACGUCAACAACCUCGAUUAUUACUUAAUCCAAAGAACAUUAAACAUUUGGAGAAAGAGGUUUUAAUAUGGUUGUUAAAAAAAGAGGACGCCCAAAUGGAUGAAUUAGAGAUUUGGAAAAAUGUGGUUUCUUGGGGAAUUGGACAGAACCCUUCGUUAGGACCUAAAAUAUCAUCGUGGACAUCGGAAGAAAUGAAUUUGUUCGGCGAAACCAUAGGACCUUGUAUUCCACUAAUAAGAUUUGAACACAUUUCAAAUGAUGAUUUUUGUAGGAUAGUAUUACCUUUUCAAAGGUUUCUUUCGCCAGAACAACAACGUCCACCACGUAUCAAUUCUUCCGAAGAUACAUUAAAUAGUGACGGUUCGUUUCCUCGCUUGACGCGACCGAGACGAACGGCAUUUAUAGAUUCAAAUAUUAUUAGUAUUUCUCAUGCUGCUUUGAUAGCAAGUUGGAUAAAGCAUAAACCAUCAAUAAAUUCGCAAGUUAGAACAAACCUAAAAUUUCAAAAACCAUCAUCAAUUCCUUAUAGUUUUCAACUUUUAUAUCGAGCGAGUAGAGAUGGAUUUUCUACUAAGGCAUUUCAUAAAUGUGUUGACAAUUGCCUAAACCCGACAUUCACUAUUAUAAAAUUAAAACUCUCAUCACAAAUAAUUGGUGGUUUCACAUCAAAAUCAUGGCAAUCACCGCCAUUAAAUUUAUCUAAGAUUGUAAAUGAUCAUGAAUCAUUUAUAUUUUCAUUAUGCGAUCCAAGUGGAGAUGAAAAAUUUGCGGACUUUAGCAGGCCUAAGUCAGGUUAUUAUCCUUAUAUGUUUAGUUCAAAAUAUAUAUAUUAUGGAAAAAAUGCUAUUAAGUUAAGUAGAUCAAGACCUUCUUUCGGAAGAACCGAUUUACAAAUUAGAGAUGAUGGAGUUUGUUUUUGCAAAGUUUGUGAUUAUGAUAAAGCCAUUACUUGGGGUAGUGGAAGGUUUGAAAUGGAAGAAUGUGAAGUUUUUAGCGUUAAGCGAAAAGACAAAAUUCAUUAA
Dentiscutata erythropus is the source of this 1437-nucleotide messenger RNA. Lineage: Eukaryota; Fungi; Glomeromycota; Glomeromycetes; Diversisporales; Gigasporaceae. The record is from the annotation of a GenBank genome assembly.